ACUGCUGAGUCAGUGUCAGAGAAAAGAGAGUUGCAGGUUUCUCGUGACCGCUUCUGACUUUUACUCCAUUCUCCAUUUACAUUUCCGAAUUGGGUGCCAGUUUUCUCUUUCUUUGAGCUGCAUAUUCUUCUGUUUGAUUCCUUAACUCCCCUGAAAAAAAAUUGGAAAAUUUAUGAAAAAGGUUUAGCUUUUCUAGUUUUCAUCAGUAGCCCCAGGUUUGAGACUUUGAGUUGAGCCAUGGAUUCAACUUGUGCAGCACUGAGUGCCACCAAUCUAGUUCAACUUAGUAACAAAUUUGGAAGAAACAGAGCAACUCUGUUCUGGGGUGAAUCUAAAAUAGCCCCUCAAAUAAGAACAACAACAACGUUCUUGAGUGUUCAAUCAACCAAGCCUGCAACUGCACACGCUGUUCUCACAUCAGAUGUGAAUCAAGAGUCCACGGCAUUCCAGGAGGAACAUAAUUUUGAAACCCCUGAAGCAGACCCAAAAGGUGUAGCUUCUAUCAUUUUGGGUGGAGGUGCUGGAACUCGCCUCUUUCCUCUUACUGGCAGAAGAGCCAAACCUGCGGUUCCAAUAGGAGGGUGUUAUAGACUCAUUGAUAUCCCUAUGAGCAAUUGCAUCAAUAGUGGCAUCAAGAAAAUAUUCAUUUUAACUCAGUUCAACUCUUUCUCCCUCAAUCGUCACUUGUCUCGCUUAUACAGCUUUGGAAAUGGCCUUAGUUUUGGGGAUGGUUUUGUGGAGGUCUUGGCUGCAACUCAAACACCUGGAGAAACAGGGAAGAAAUGGUUCCAAGGGACAGCUGAUGCUGUGAGGCAAUUUAUAUGGGUCUUUGAGGAUGCCAAGAACAAGAAUAUUGAGAAUAUAUUGAUACUUUCUGGUGAUCAUCUUUACCGAAUGGACUAUAUGAACUUUGUACAGAAACAUAUCGACACAAAUGCUGAUAUCACAGUUUCGUGUGUGCCCAUGGAUGAUAGCCGCGCAUCAGAUUAUGGGCUGAUGAAAAUUGAUAAAACAGGACGGAUUGUACAGUUUGCAGAAAAGCCAAAGGGAUCUGAUCUGAAGGAAAUGAAAGUUGACACCACUGUCCUCGGGUUAUCUGCAGAAGAAGCAAAGAAACAUCCUUACAUUGCAUCAAUGGGUGUCUAUGUCUUUAGAACUGAAACCCUGCUGAAACUACUAAGAUGGAGCUGUUCUUCGUGCAAUGACUUUGGAUCUGAAAUAAUCCCAUCUGCUGUGAAAGAUCACAAUGUCCAGGCAUAUUUGUUUAAUGAUUACUGGGAAGAUAUUGGAACUAUAAAGUCUUUCUUUGACGCAAAUUUGGCCCUUACAGAGCAGCCUCCAAAAUUUGAAUUCUAUGAUCCAAAGACUCCUUUCUUCACUUCCCCAAGGUUCCUACCACCCACUAAAGUAGAAAAAUGCAAGAUCGUGGAUGCAAUUAUUUCUCAUGGGUGCUUCUUGAGGGAGUGCAGCGUUCAACAUUCUAUUGUUGGGGUGCGCUCACGUCUAGAGUCCGGUGUGGAGCUUAAGGAUACCAUGAUGAUGGGUGCUGAUUAUUAUCAAACUGAGUCUGAAAUUGCAUCCUUUCUAGCAGAAGGAAAGGUUCCAAUUGGUGUGGGAGAGAAUACCAAAAUCAGGAAUUGUAUCAUUGACAAGAAUGCCAAGAUAGGAAGAAAUGUGAUUAUUGCAAAUGGUGAUGGUGUGGAAGAAGCAGACAGGCCUAAUGAAGGAUUCUACAUUAGGUCUGGCAUCACAGUUGUUCUAAAAAAUGCAACAAUCAAAGAUGGAACAGUAAUAUGAAGCCCUUCAAAUCAUCAAGCGUGCCUCUUUGUCUAAGACCUUAUUUAUAAUUAACUCGCUGAAUAUUUGUAGAUGUAGCAUUGGCUUCUUGUAUAUUAGUACAAUUUAGUUCCAGGAAAGAACUUAUUAGUUUUUGAAUAAGUAAUAUAGCCAGAGCUUAUUUCUCUUGAUCAUAAGUAAUAAUUACGUGUAACAAAUAGGACUACAUGUUCAUGAUAUAAAAUUCCAAUAAUGAGAAGUCAUAUGUAGUAGAGGGAUACUAUAUUAUUAUGAAGUAACAAUCCAUGGACAGAACAUGUUUACAAA
Messenger RNA from Arachis ipaensis, 2103 nucleotides. RefSeq names its product glucose-1-phosphate adenylyltransferase large subunit 1. Gene Ontology annotation, biological process: glycogen biosynthetic process. NCBI's taxonomy places the organism in Eukaryota, Viridiplantae, Streptophyta, Magnoliopsida, Fabales, Fabaceae. Gene Ontology annotation, molecular function: glucose-1-phosphate adenylyltransferase activity. The record is from RefSeq and is a predicted model, not a curated record.